This is a messenger RNA of Bactrocera latifrons, 2305 nucleotides long. RefSeq names its product signal transducer and transcription activator-like. Bases 273 to 2153 code for a protein of 626 amino acids. Gene Ontology annotation, molecular function: RNA polymerase II cis-regulatory region sequence-specific DNA binding; DNA-binding transcription factor activity, RNA polymerase II-specific. Gene Ontology annotation, biological process: defense response; regulation of cell population proliferation; regulation of transcription by RNA polymerase II. Lineage: Eukaryota; Metazoa; Arthropoda; Insecta; Diptera; Tephritidae. The transcript is spliced from 12 exons. The record is from RefSeq and is a predicted model, not a curated record.
CAUCGCACAGUGAUUAUCGGACGUUCAUUCAGUGAAUAAAGAGCGCUAAUUUAGCGCGCAUUACUUAAAAAAAAUAUAUAUAUAUUCUUAUAGAUCUUUUUAUGUGCUAGCUAAUCACAACUACUUAGUAAACAAUCUUAAUAGUGUUAAAAUAAAAUUAAACUUGCUCAUAAUAGUUAUUAGUAGUAUUACAAACUUUAAAUUCGGAGGUUACCGAGCUCUUGUUUGUAAAUGCUAGGGCUAAACUUCUAAAAAGCCACCAGGACGUAAAUAUGAGUAUGCCACCUGGAAAUGGUGUGAUGUUGCCGCCAUUGGCGGACGAUGAUUUAAUGCCGUUAUAUGCAAGUUUACGAAGUUUAUCCGAUGGCACCGCACAAAUGCGCACAACACUUUUGGCAUUUCAAAACGAUCAAAUCAUCGCCAACGAUUUUUUUAAUGGCUACCAAAGCGGCUUGGAACCACUGCAUAUUCCCUCAACAGACACAUUAUCGUUAACAGAGCGCAAAAAUGGUUUAAUUAUGAAUGUGGGUAUUCUACUUAGAGAAUAUGGUGUCAUUCAGGACCAGCUGAUCGUUGCAUUGAAAGUGUGGCAACGAAAGCAGGCCUUUGCUGGCAAUGGUGCACCGUUCCCAACCUAUUUAGAUGGUAUACAAUAUGUUGUGGAGUCCUUAAUGGAUCGCAUGGCAGACAUUACAUUAUUUAUAAGUAAUCUGCUGCAUUUUGGAGAUGACCCAACACUUAAUGAGUUCUUGACACAUGCACAGACCUUACAUAACAUACUCAUCUUUUCAACAUUCAUCGUCGAAAAGCAACCGCCACAAGUGAAGAAAAAGGGUUCCAAACUUCAAGCAACUGUGCGCUGGUUGAUCGGUGAUAAAUUGGGCAUUAAUUUGAGCAAACCAGUUGUAAAAUGUGAAAUACUCUCAGAGGCUCUAGCAAAACGACUUACAAUUGAGAAUAUUCAUAUGCCACCAGAGUGCAAUGGCAAAAUGACAGGAAAUGAGUGCCAAAUGGAAUUCGAUGCCAGUAAUAGGAGUUUUUCAGCAAAUUUUUCAAAUCUUGUAAUCCACGACAACAAACGCUCCGUGAAGAAGGGUUCCGAAAUUGUUGCAGACGGCAAAUACGCUUUGCUCUUUUACACAACCGCGAUAUAUAAGGGAUAUGCGAUAAAUUGUUGGGCACUCAGUCUACCCAUAGUUGUUGUGGUACACGAUAAUCAGGCAUCAAAGGGCUGGGCCACAAUUACCUGGGAUAAUGCGUUCUCCGAAAUUGAACGUGAACCAUUUAAAGUGCCAGAGCGAGUACAUUAUAUUAAACUGUUGGAGACAUUAAAUUUGCGAUUCGCCUACUAUACAGGUCGUCAAUUGACUGCAGAAAAUUUGGAAGUUCUUCACAAAAAACUUGUAGGUGAAGCUGUUCAGCCUAACGAGUAUAUAAGUUAUUCACAAUUCUGCAAAGAUAAGUUGCCUGACUGUGGCAUUACAUUUUGGGAUUGGUUCUAUGGCAUAAUGAAAUUGACAAAGGCGCAUUUCAGGCAAAUAUGGCAGGAGGGACAUAUUGUCGGAUUUAUAAGUAAGCUUAGAACCAAGGAAAUAUUGUCGCAACAACCCAUGGGGACUUUCCUACUUCGCUUCUCGGAUAGUCAAAAAGGUGGAAUAACUAUUGCCUAUCGCGACUACUGUGGGAACAUAAUAUUUUUGGCGCCGUGGACUUGCGUACAUUUUCAAAUACGCUCCCUGGCUAAUAGUAUAGGAGAUUUGGAUGUUUUAAAGGUUGUAUAUCCCACCAUGAUGCCCAGCAAUGUUGCUUUCUCUAAUUCACCCACAAAGCACAAUGUUUCAGCAACUAAAGCAAAAUCUGAAGAAGGUGGUUAUGUAGACUCUAUAAUAAAAGUGCAAAUUGAGCCCGCCUCUUCUAAUGACCAGCAAACUUCGCCACAACUUCCUGAAGCUACUGUUGCAGACAAUACCAGCAUGCAGAAUAUGCACAGUUUCCCAAUCGAACAACUUGAAAAUGAAUUGAAUAUCUUCAAUCACCAAACUUUCAAUCGCAUUGAAUGGCAGGACUGGGAUACCGCAUAUUCAACAGCAUCGACAGAUGACUUUUCCUUAAGCGAAAUUAUGUCCCCUGGAUCAUCAAUGAUUGGAGUUUGAACUCCAUAUAAGGAUCUUCAUAUAACUAUAUAUAUGUAUAUACAGGUACACAGAUAUUAUCAAAUAGAUAGAUAUUAGAAAUUGUUAACAGUUUUUCAUGAGUAAAUUUGCAAAAUACUAUUUAUGAAAAAUACUUGUUGUUAGCUUUAAAU